Molecule: messenger RNA, 1614 nt
Organism: Salpingoeca rosetta
Lineage: Eukaryota; Choanoflagellata; Craspedida; Salpingoecidae
Product: U2 small nuclear ribonucleoprotein auxiliary factor 2 isoform 2
Exons: 8
Coding region: 47-1294 (415 amino acids)
Cellular component (GO): nuclear speck; commitment complex; U2-type prespliceosome
Molecular function (GO): poly-pyrimidine tract binding; pre-mRNA 3'-splice site binding
Source: RefSeq, a predicted model, not a curated record
CAGGCCGUCCACGGCGUGGGACGAGGCGCCGUUUGGAUAUGAGCACAUGACCCCUCAGCAGUACAAGGAGGCCCUUGCCUCCAACACCCUCCCGCCGCCCUUGUACACCGGCGAUUCUGACGAGGCGCUGCUGAAUGUGCCGCUGCCUACGCGUCAACUGGUGGUGGAGAACCUGCCGGAGGGCACGCGCGACCACGACCUCAUGUCGUUUAUGAACGACUGCAUCGCGUCCAACAAGCUCAUCACACAGCCUGGCCAGCCCGUCAUCAAGUGCACGCUGAGCGAGGACGGCAAGUCUGCGGUGCUUGAGUUUCGGUCUGUCGACGAGGCGACCAACGGGCUUGUCUUUGAUCGCGAGCGCUUCAAGGGCGCGCAGCUGCGGGUCCGCCGCCCAGACAACUACGAGGCUCCAAAGGGCCACAUCACACGGAUUCCGAUGCAGAGCGGGGCGAAUGUGUCUGCGGUGGUGCAGGACUCGCCUUACAAGAUUUACAUUGGCGGCAUCCCGCCGUAUCUGAGCGAGGAGCAAGUGAAGGAGCUGCUUGAGCCCUUUGGCCAGCUCAAGUCGUUCCACCUCGUCAUGGACACAUCCACGGGGCAGUCAAAGGGAUUCGCCUUUUGCGAGUACAUGGACCCAGCAAUCACAGACACGAUGAUUGGGGCGUUGAAUGACCUCCGUAUUGGCGAGAAGCGCCUUCUUGUCCAGCGCGCCUCCAUCGGUGCACGUGGCGGCGCACAGCAGAACAACCCGAUGCACUCGAUUCCUGCGUUCAAGUCUGCGGGCAUGCAGGGCCCUGGCGGCCCCAUGAUGCCACUCCCGCCCAUGUCUGCGCCGUUGAAGCCUGCUGCGCCUGGUGCACCCAUCACGCCCGGCCCCAUCUCGCAACCGCCGCCCAUGUCGCUGCCACUGCCGCCGCCGUCGGGCGCUGGCCUGCCGCUGCCGGCUCCAACGAUGCCGACGCAGCAGCUGGUGGCCACGCGCAUCCUCAUCCUCAUGAACAUGGUCACCGUCGACGAACUUCGGGACGACGAGGAAUACGAAGACAUUUGCGCCGACAUUCGGGAGGAGUGCGAGAAGUUUGGCGAAAUUCUCGACAUGAAGAUUCCCCGGCCGUCAAAGGAAAACCCGGAGGAGCAAGUCCCGGGCGUGGGCAAGAUUUACCUCAAGUACGCGUCUGCGGAUGAGGCGCGCAUCGCCGCGCGGGCGCUGAGCGGGCGCUCCUUUGCCGAGCGCACCGUCGUCACGUCCUUCUGGCCAGAGGACAAGUUUGACGCAGGCACUUUUGAGGAGUAGUGAGACGUGACCUCAACCUCCCCUUUUUUGUUGUGUGUGUGUGUGUGUGUGUGUGGCGUUGUGACGUGGUGUGGUGUGGCGUUGUGACGUGUGGUGCUGUGUUGUAUUGCCGUCGUGGUGUUACAAUGCGCCGCGCGUGUAUGGGACAUAUGAGAUGUACUCAUGUCCGGACCGCAAUGGUUAGCUUGCUGGCCGGCUGCUUUGGUGAGCGUGUUGGUGUGGUUUUAAGCUUGUUGGGUGGCGUUCUUCGGCAGGUGCCGUGUGAACUGUAUUGAUUGUGGUGCAAUUUGUUCUAAAGAAUGAAAGCUGACACACGCACA